AGGUUAACACUAUAUAAAACUAAAAUGGACGAAAAUGGCAUGUGAGGUGUUGUUAAAUUUCAGUGAAAUGUUUAGUUUCUUUAGCCGCCUAGAAUGGGAGGCUGCAUAGGCAUAACAAGGGCUAGAAAUGCCUCAGUCGAUGACACAUCAGGAAAUUCAACGAGAACUAGCUCAGGAAAUUCAAGAAAAAAUCACCCACUUUGUCACGAAGUAAUCAGAUGGAAAUCGGACGUACCUUUAACCGAAGGUCAACUAAGAAGUAAAAGAGAUGAGUUUUGGGAUACGGCUCCUGCAUUUGAUGGAAGAAAAGAAAUAUGGGAUGCGUUGAGAGCUGGAGCGACUGCAGCAGAAGCACAGGAUUAUCAAUUAGCGCAGGCCAUAUUAGAUGGAGCUAAUGUAUCCGUGCCAAAUGGUUUCUUAACAGAAUGUUAUGACGAAUUAGGUACACGAUAUCAAGUCCCUAUUUAUUGUUUAUCAUAUCCAAUUAAUAUCGUAAAAGAGGAUAGCGGUAGAGAUUCACCGGCAGAUUGUUCAGAACCAAUAGAUGGAGGAACUGAACAAACUUUGAAAUUACGACUAUCAACAACUUUAGGAGAUGUUAAAUUACCUGUAUACAGCAAGGAUACUAUCGGUAUUGCAAAAAAGAAAUUACAAAGUCAAGAAGGCCUAGAACCAUCACGACAGCGGUGGUUUUUUGGUGGAAAAUUAUUAGGUGAUAAGAUGCAUAUAGAAGAAGCUAAAGUGCAGCCGGGUUAUGUAAUUCAAGUAAUUGUAAAUCCAGAAAAAACAGAUGACAGUCCAGCUAAAACCAGUUGAAUUUACAUAUAUGCGUAUAUCGAAGUGACCAAACACACCGUUAAACCAAUAAUCCAUACUAAGCACAUUCUUGCACAUAUUCAAACAAAUGUUUUGCACUUUUAAUUGUAUUUAUCAAAUCUAACGUGUAUUAAUUGAAAUUGGUUUUAUACAAUGAUAACAUUGAAUUUAAGUUUCAAGAUUCUUUAUUAAAUAUCCUAAUAUUUAGAUUUAAUUAUUAAACUUCAAUUAUAUUUACAAUU
Messenger RNA from Polistes canadensis, 1058 nucleotides. RefSeq names its product ubiquitin domain-containing protein 1. Lineage: Eukaryota; Metazoa; Arthropoda; Insecta; Hymenoptera; Vespidae. The transcript has 4 exons. Gene Ontology annotation, molecular function: protein binding. The record is from RefSeq and is a predicted model, not a curated record. The coding region runs from base 94 to 816 and encodes 240 amino acids.